AUGGCACCAGAACUAUUCCACUGCCGGAGCACGGCAGAGAUAUGCUGGUCUGCCGCAGACGAACUCAAAAACUCCGUCUUCUUCUCAGCGAUUGGUGGAACUGGAAUCCGAAUUCAGCGCCCACAAGUAAAUCCCCUUUCUUUUCUUUUGCUUCUUCAAAGAAAUGGCUCAACCAUAUGGGACCCUGAUGGCAAAACAUACAUCGACUUUCUUGCUGCUUACUCUGCAGUUAAUCAGGGACAUUGCCACCCUAAGAUCAUCAAGGCAUUGCAGGAACAAGUAGAGACACUCGCUUUAAACUCAUUAGCCUUCUAUAACGAUAAGUUCCCGGUCUUUGCAGUUCGUCUUACAAACAUGUUCGGUUACGAGAUGGUUCUUCCUAUGAACACUGGCGCUGAAGGUGUCGAAACCGCCUUGAAAAUUGCAAGAAAAUGGGGUCACGAGACAAAAAAAAUUCCCAAAGAUGAGGCUAUAAUCGUCAUUUGUUGUGGUUGCUUUCAUGGUCGUAUGUUAGCAGUUAUCUCUAUGAGUUGUGACAAUCAUGCUACUCGCGGGUUCGGACCAUUGUUGCCAGGGAAUCUUAAAGUUGAUUUUGGUGAUGCCAGUUCACUUGAGAAGAUCUUUAAAGAGAAGGGAGAUAAAAUAGUUGGAUUCCUUUUUGAGCCUAUUCAAGGAGAAGCUGGAGUUGUGAUUCCUCCUGAGGGUUAUUUGAAAGCUGUUAGAGAACUCUGUACGAAACACAACGUUUUGAUGAUAGCUGAUGAAGUACAAAGCGGUUUAGCAAGAUCUGGAAAGAUGUUAGCUUGUGACUGGGAAGAUAUCCGUUCGGACAUGGUGAUACUUGGGAAAGCAUUAUGUGGAGGAGUGAUUCCAGUAAGUGCAGUGCUUACUGAUAAAGGUAUGAUGCUUCAUAUCAAACCUGGCCAACACAAAAGGUUUGCAUAA
Messenger RNA from Eruca vesicaria subsp. sativa (arugula), 945 nucleotides. The record is from the annotation of a GenBank genome assembly. Lineage: Eukaryota; Viridiplantae; Streptophyta; Magnoliopsida; Brassicales; Brassicaceae.